Molecule: messenger RNA, 779 nt
Organism: Nasonia vitripennis (jewel wasp)
Lineage: Eukaryota; Metazoa; Arthropoda; Insecta; Hymenoptera; Pteromalidae
Product: trafficking protein particle complex subunit 11-like
Exons: 2
Coding region: 290-544 (84 amino acids)
Source: RefSeq, a predicted model, not a curated record
UUGUCCAGCAUAUAGUUUAUAAUUAAUUGAACAUAGUUUUGACAUUAAAUUUGGUUUACAAUAUAUUGCUUCAAUCUUCAGAAAAGCCAUUUUGAAUUGAUGUCUUGCAAAUAAGUAUCGAUGGGCAGUUUUGUUUAAUUGUUCUCUAUGACUCUUUACUAUUCGAUAUUCUUGAUGAUAAAAAAUCAAUAAUAUUUUUUUUCUCAGAGCCGCCUUAGAAGGGAGGAAUACAAAAAUAGCUGUAGUAUUGAUACAAAAGGAAGCCCCUCCACCUCCUGGUACUGAAGAUAUGGUAGCUACAGAGCGAGCAACUGCACUUUGUGCUGCAUGCGAGUUACCAGCAAAAACUUUUUAUUUUUUACCUUAUGCAGAUCAUUUAUUAGGCUACACAUUUAGAUUAGAGCAUGUUUUAUACAACUUAGCCCAAAGUUUUUAUCAUCAAGAAUAUCGAAUAGUAAAGAGUCAUAGAGAACAAUUAAACAAAAACUGCCCAUCGAUACUUAUUUGCAAGACAUCAAGUCAAAAUGGCUUUUCUGAAGAUUGAAGCAAUAUAUUGUAAACCAAAUUUAAUGUCAAAACUAUGUUCAAUUAAUUAUAAACUAUAUGCUGGACAAAAUUUUACCAUAACCAAAAUUUCAAGUUAUUUUAAAAUAAAAUACGUAUGAUUCGUCUUUCAGUUUGAAGCUAUUAAUCGCUUACUUAUACAAUGAAGAACAUAAUCAUACAAUCAUUGCCUAUGCUAUUUAACUAAUUAUAAUAAUAAAUUUUUCAUUUGGAAA